This is a messenger RNA of Hemicordylus capensis (graceful crag lizard), 1107 nucleotides long. Its product is annotated as transmembrane protein 229B-like. Lineage: Eukaryota; Metazoa; Chordata; Lepidosauria; Squamata; Cordylidae. The transcript is spliced from 3 exons. The record is from RefSeq and is a predicted model, not a curated record. The coding region runs from base 263 to 760 and encodes 165 amino acids.
GGGAACUUCUCUAACAGCUGGAAGUCAGAAGAGAACAGCUGGGCGCUGGCUGUGCUGGACCAUCGUUGCCUGUGGUGGCACUUUAGCAAGGGCUAGAGGUAGAGUUUCAGGAUCGGCUCCAACCACUAGACACAAUUCCCUUCUAGAACUUGUGUCUUUCAGUCCUGCAUUCUUCAUUUGCUGAAUACCACCAAGGUCCAUCAUUGUGCACAAAAGUGCUCUGAGCGGGGAAACAGAAGCAGCAAUUCGGGGACCACACGCCAUGGGGAGCAGCACGACGCCCCUGAGUCCCCUGUGCCGGUGGUACAUCUACGCCAUCCACGGCUACUUCACAGAGGUGAUGUUCACGGCCGCCUGGGACUUCAUGGAGGACCAGGACUGGAGGUUCCGGGGGGUGACCAGCGUGUGGGCAUUCUUCAUCUACGGGACGUGCGGCUUCAUCCUGGAACGCAUCUACCUCCAGCAGAGGGAGAAGUGGUGCCUCCUGACCCGCUGCCUGGUCUACACCCUCUGCAUUUACCUCUGGGAGUUCUCCACAGGCUCUGUCCUCCGCCUCUUUGGCGCCUGCCCCUGGGACUACAGCGGGUUCCGCUACCACCUCCUGGGCCUGGUCACCCUGGAGUACGGCCUCUUCUGGUUCGUGGGCUCCCUUCUGCUGGAGAAGCUGGUCAUCUGCAACGCACUCCGGCUCCGGCUGGAGGAGGCGGCCUGGAAGCCUGAGGACAACCUCUUCCCGAGGUUUGCACUUAAAGACGACUGAGCAGCCUCUUGGGAUAUUGGAGAAAGGCGGAGCGCGCCGAGGGGGGCAUCGACCUCUUUCUUUUGGACCCCUCCUGCUGCCGCCGCAGCGAACCCUUCCAUUUCGUGGAUUAUUAAUGCCCAAACCCGUCUCGCUCUCCUUACAGGGUUGGGGACAAAUUCCUGACAGCUGGGAGUAAAGACAUUUUACAGCUUCCUGUCUGUAUAAGCCCCUGAGAUGGCCUCAAAGCACGUGUUGGAUUAGGACCAGGGUGGGAGACCUGCCCUCAAAUCCCCACUAGUAGCUACGAAACUCUGUGGGCGACUUUGGGCCAACUCUUCUCUCGCAGAUGCACCUACCUCACAGGG